Messenger RNA from Nymphalis io (European peacock), 1605 nucleotides. RefSeq names its product enhancer of mRNA-decapping protein 4-like. The record is from RefSeq and is a predicted model, not a curated record. Gene Ontology annotation, cellular component: P-body. The transcript is spliced from 8 exons. Bases 91 to 1542 code for a protein of 483 amino acids. Gene Ontology annotation, biological process: deadenylation-independent decapping of nuclear-transcribed mRNA. NCBI's taxonomy places the organism in Eukaryota, Metazoa, Arthropoda, Insecta, Lepidoptera, Nymphalidae.
AACCCUAAUUAAACCAAACAAAAGCGAUACACGACUACAUCUGAACCGUUUUCUUCUUGGGAUAAAAAUUAAACUCUCAAUAAUAAUAAAAUGUCUUCCCAUUUUCACUCAAAUCUAACAAAAUCAAGAUCAGUAGAUACUUUAAAUACACCAAAUGAUCGUUACGUUAAAAGAGAGAAAUCAUAUGAUCGUUUUUGUGACUAUUUUAAUCGCGAUAAUCAUUUACAAAGCGAUUCAUCUCAGGAUAUUUGCGUUAUAAUAGAUGAUCGUUCAGAUGUUUCUUCAUUUGAUAAAGAACAGUUAGACACUGGAGUUGCAAAUACGUCGAAACUUGACGAUGAAAACCUGUCGGCUUUGGAUAAGAAAAUAUGUAAGCUAAAUAAUAUGCUGCUCGAACAGCAUUUUUUAUUAAAAGCUCUGAAGGAAGAUCUGCUCAGUUCCAAUUGUGUCAUUAGCAGCUUACCGUCAGCUCAACGACCCGAUUUUUCGAGGGAUUCUACAAAUACAUUGGAUGAUGUAACGAAAGUUUUAGAAGAUGCUACAAAGUUUGACGAUAGAAAAAUACGAACAAAAGAUCUGAUUGAUAUGACUAAAACGUCACAAAUACAAAACGUCGAUAGAGAAAUUCGACAGCUUCUCAUUGAUUUCUUACAAAGUGAUGAUCUAAAGGACCGAAUAGCAUAUGCAACAGCAGAGAGCGUAAAAGAGGUCAUCGGUAAUUGUUUCUCUGCCACCUUCCCCAGCGCCUACUUACCCAUCAUGCAGCAAUCCCAUCGCCGACUGCUCAGACAUGUCACAAGAACAUUGGAAAAUGCAUUUAAUGAACUGGAAGCAGGAUCUUCGUUUUUCAAAUCAGUGCAUAAAACUUCACGCUCGCUACAAGUAGCAUUAGAAAAACAUCAAGUUCAAUUGGAGAAUAACAAAUUGGGAAAUAUCUUUGAUAAUUUGAAAAGUACAUUACAAAUAAUUUUAAAAAAUGAACUCAAGGAAUGGCGUGAAAAAUUAUUAGGUAUACUAAUGCCACAAUUGCAACCAGAUGUUUGGGAAGAAAAUUCUUCUCUUCACGAGAAAGAAAUAUUCUCACAUAUCAGCCCACCACAACCGGCGGAUCCUGAACGCUCUAUUAUUGAUCAAUUAAUGAAAUCAGCGGAAAUUAACAAGCAAAUAAAAGAAGGCGACAUUAAUAAAUCUUUUGAGGAAGCGCUAUCGUCCUCGGACUUAUCUCUUGUGAUGGCAGCUUGCAAGGCCGCGGACUUGGACAAGGUGUUCUCUACGCCAUGCAGUCUUAAACAGUCAGUGUUGUUGUCUCUCGUUCAACAACUCGCUACUGAUAUGGUCCAUGAUACUCAACUUAAAUGCAGAUAUUUGGAAGAAGCCAUAAUAAACUUAAACCUAUCAGACCAUACCACACGCGUGCAUUUACCCUUGGUUGUUGGAGAAGUUAACAAACAUCUAACGAAAUUCCUCCGAUCAUUUCCAAGUCAUGUUGCGAAUCGUCGUAUAAGCUUAAUCAUCAUGGCUGCUAAUAAUUUAUUAAAAUAAGUCAUAUGUUAUUAUAAUUAUUGUAUUAUACUUUGUUGAUUUUGAAUAAAGUUUUUGAAGCUU